Messenger RNA from Phytomonas sp. EM1, 1083 nucleotides. Lineage: Eukaryota; Euglenozoa; Kinetoplastea; Trypanosomatida; Trypanosomatidae. The record is from the annotation of a GenBank genome assembly.
CCGUCCGUGAUUAUUUACUUUCCUUCAUUAAGCUUUUGUUUUUGAGUGUGUGAAAGUGGGAAAAAAGGAAAAAGUGCACGGAGAACAGGCCCAAACAGCCCACAAGUGGUUCUGAUGAAGCGUUUGUAUACAAUCAGCCUCGUGGCUCUCGGGGGCGGUGGUGGUCGAAUUUCAAUCGGCGGAGGCCUGGUUUCCUCCUCAACCGUCCUGCCUCAGAUUUACUCGCCACUGUUAGAACAGAAAUGCUCCUUGCGGAACCUUCACCAGUACCCCCACGCUCGCUACAAAAGUCUCGUCAAGGAUCGGCGGCGAUUCGCACGUAACUGGUGGCUAACAGGGGGGAACAACUACGAACUCGUCUCAGAGUUCGCCCACGAACGCGAGGCUACCGAGAACUUUGGGGAAUAUCGCGAUGAUAGUAAAAAUGAUACAUUUCUGUUUUCUACAAACCGGCUCGAGGACCUUCCGCCAGCCAAACGCCUGGACGCCCUCGCUGGGAUAAUGAAGGCGCGGUGGAAGGUGCGCGAUAGUGAUCGUGGCUUCGACAAGACCAAAUUACUCCUCCAAGCCCUGGAGUGCUUUAGCGAGUUGCGUCUAUCGGGGCAAAUUAAAGAGUUCAAUAGCCUUCCGGCGGCUGAUCAGGAUACCUUUUUACAAUACGCCGAGGGGUGUGUUAAAUUUGCGCAGGCCUGUGCGCACUCACACCCGGAUUCUGUGGCGGUGAUGCUGCGUGUGGCGCAAAUCUGCGACGAUAUGCGCUGUGUUGACAAGCGCGAUGAACUGCUACGCAUGACGGAGUUGGCGGCCCGUCGCAUGGAUCGCAGCUACGCUUUUGCACGACCGCGUGAAAACAUUAAUCUAACUCCACCUACAUUAAGGGAUACAUACUCAUCUUUAGAAAUGCGCGAUCUGAAAACCUUAAAGGAAAAGUUUAAAAAUUCGCCUUGGGUUCUAGAAAACAAACCUCGCACCGAAUAUUUACGCGGUGUGCGUGGUAGGCGAAUUUAUUAUACGCCAAUGGCACCUAGCGAGCCCGCGACAAGGAUGAUGGAGCUUCACUCCGGGGUCAUCAAGGAUUUCUGA